Molecule: messenger RNA, 1673 nt
Organism: Amoebophrya sp. A120
Lineage: Eukaryota; Dinophyceae; Syndiniales; Amoebophryaceae
Source: the annotation of a GenBank genome assembly
CGACAACGAGCGACAAGCUAGCAGUCAACAGAGAACGCGGCAAAGGAAAAUGUUCAAGAUGAGUCUGGAAGCCGCAAGCCCCGCGGCUGCAAAUACUUGCAGCAGCACUGCCACUGGCAGCGCCGAGAUGUCUGGAGGGCGCGCGCCGGCGGAGCACCCCCGCAGACGAGAGUUCAGGAUGGUUUGCACGCUGGGCUCCGGGGGAUUCGGCACCGUGAAGCUAGUGCACGCAAGGGACAACGAAGCACAGUGCUUUGCCAUGAAGGUCAUCGAGAAGAGCCAUUUGCUUGAGGCGAAGCUACUGGAUCCCAAGAUCAAGCAGCGACAGCAAACGGAGCGGGAUGUUCUCGUGGCCUGUGCAGAUCAGCGACACCCAAGCAUCGUGCAGCUCCUCGAAGCAUUUCAGACCAACAGAAAGCUGUACUACGUUUAUGAAUAUUGCGACGGCGGCGAGUUGUGGGACCUGGUCAAAGUGCUUGGCAAGUUACCCGUGGAAUCCUUUUUCCGUUUCUACGCGACCGAAAUCGUGGAGGCGCUUGCGUUCCUGCACAGCCACGGCAUCUUGCACCGCGAUCUGAAGCUGGAGAACGUGUUACUUGACACCGCAGGGCACGCCAAAAUUUGUGAUUUUGGCUGCGCAAAGUUCUUUUUUCGCGACACGACUGCUAGUUUCAAGACUGUCGCGGCGGACCACUCGACCAUGCAAGGAGACCAAGACGAUCUGCCGGUGGGCCGCACGCGCUCGGAAAUGGUUGUGUCGCGGAAAAGUUUGAUGCCCCCGGAGUACUUUGAAACAGGCGAGUAUGGUGCGGAGCUGGACUCCUGGCAACUGGGACUCAUGUUUUACACCAUGCUGGAAGGUCGUGGCUUGGACCUUUACGCACCGGAGCUGCAGCGCCCGCUCUCCGUCGCGACCGAGGCGCGGUCCCUAGUGAACGACCUUCUGGCUCCGGAACACAAGGCCCGGCUUGGCUUUCCGACUGGCGCAUCGCUGGUGCAGGCGCACGCGUUUUUUCAGACUGCACAUCAAGGAGGUACAACUACGAUUGAACCGGCCCAGUUUUGGAAAGACGUACGGGACCGCACUUGGCGCGAGCCCCCCGACUUGGACACGGCAGCGAUGGAACGGAUCGCCAGUUGGCACUGCGACUGGGGCCGUGACAGCACCUUGGUGGACCCAAAUGACGUGGACUUGCUCCCCGUGUCCCGCUUCUCCACCCGCCUGGGCUCGCUGCGCAUGCGCUCGAUUUCCACCAGGCGCGACAGUUGCACGGCCGGCGCCAGGGAUCCCUUGGGAGCGCUCGUGGCUCUCGGUUGCGAGUCAUCGGACGAGGACCCCGAUGAGGAACAAUUGUUCGAAAACAAGAAGUUGCUGAAGAAGGAAAAUACCACGGAGACAACAGCGCCAGCUUGCGCCACCUUCGAUGCGCCAACGCUGCUGGAAAAGACUCCGGGCCAGCGUGAAACGGCCUGCUCGGUGGCGACGCACGUCUCGCCCGAGGGGAAUAACAAAACGAAUUGAUGGGAAGAAAGAGUGUAGUUGAUGACUCGAGGUGUCAAAGAUGUUUUUGUGCGAACCUAACAAAAUAUAUCGCAAAACGAUCAACAAUAAAAAAGUGAAUGAAUGACACCAAUAAAAAAGUGAUUGAAAACAUGUGAUUCUCCAAUUAUUU